AUGCGGACUUCAACCCGACCGACGAGCAUGCGUAUAUAUCUGCAGACAACACAAGAGUUGUUACAAGUGCUUUCAAUCUGUCCCCCAGCAAGCGUCCCGAAAAGGGCGCGUCUACGAAUCCGACCCAAGACUGCAGGAUUGGGUCCCCGUCCGGAUGCCACCAUGGAUGAGGUAGAUGCUCUGGCUACGUCAGUCUCAUCUUUCGACGUUGACCUUGACGAAGUCGUGACAAAACGCAAGCGCUACGAGUCGGAUGAUCCUAUGGAGGUGUGGAAAAGUGUGUCGGGGUUGUUUCUCGACGAAAUCGUACGACACGAUGGUUUGGGUCAGCGAACCCAGUGCGCCGUCUGCCCGACCAAAGUUAACCAGGCCGGCCAGCGCUUUUUUCGAUGCCGACAAUGUGGGGUGCAAAUCUUCUGCGAAAGUUGCGUCAAAAAACAGCACCAAUGGUCACCUUUGCAUACUAUUCAGGAGUGGACUGGGAGCUUCUGGACAGAGGUUUCGCUCUACCACAGUCGAGUGGAGAGCGGGGGGCGCUCAGGCCUUGGCGCUAUGUAUCAACUAGGACAUUCGGGUGCUACAUGUCCCUUCCCUGGUAAUCGGCGGUCAAUGGUUGUCAUCGGCGUCAAUGGAAUCUUUGUCGUUGACAUACAGUACUGCGAUUGCCACAAUACCAAUGGCUCUGACAUGCUGCAGCAACUACUCCGGAAUGGAUGGUACCCAGCGACAACCAUCAACCCAGCGACCUGUGCCACCUUUAAUGUGCUUGAACUGUUUCGUCUGCUCCGCACCAUUGGCAACCUCAAUGUCCAUGACUUCAUGCGGACUUUGGAGAGGUCAGGCGACCCCACCUUAACCUGCGACACUCCUGAUCGGUACAAAGCAUUUGGGCGGAUGGCUCGACAGUUUGAUUUCUUGAAGCGGAUGAAGCGCGGGCGGGUCGCGUCUGAGGCUGAUGGAAUGGCUACAACGCCACCCGGCUCAGGCUUGGGAUAUUUCGUGGAGUCAUCAUCGCACAAGGAUCACCUCCGAAGCUAUGUCAAAGAAAAAGAUGUCAGCUCUUGUGUUGCCUUUGCUGCUCUGCUCCAGAAGGAGACUCGUUUAACGACCGGAUUGCGUGUUUCUGGGGUUGCCGGAUGUGUUUGUGCCCGUCAUGGGCUGGUGCGAGCUCGAGGACUAGGAGAUCUACAAAAGGGAGAACGGUAUGCAAAUGUGGAUUGGAUUGUGGCAUGCACACUCUGGACCGAGCGGUUAAUGGAGUAUGGCUUCGCCUAUGACAUCGUUUGCCAAUGGAUGAUAAAUUUCUUCAAACGGCUGGCCAAAAUUCGCGAGGGGUCGGCGGAUACAACCACGCUUACUACCGAUUUCGACGACCUGGAGGUGGUUUUUGGCGUGCCUGUCUGGCAUGCAGGUGCGCACGAUCUUCAAUGUAGAGCACAUCUUGCUCUGGCUUAUCUCUUGGGCAUGGGAAAGACCGAUGGAGAGGCGAUGGAAAGGAUAUGGGCUAGUUUGAACCCCGCCAGCUGGGCUACGAAGGAAAUGGGCGAAGGAGGUCGACACGAUGUAUUGGAGGACAAGGUGGAUCAUCUUAAUUUCGAGAAAAAUCUGGGACUAGGAAGGGUGUUGUCUCGCAAACUCAUCGUCGCCAUCUCGAACGCCGGCGUCAAGGCAACGAAUUUGCGGAAUUCGACCAAAGCAUCAACAAAGUCAAGCGAAAACAAUGGCGAACUCUCAUGGACAACUGGUAUAAAGACACGACCCAACCAAAUCCGUUUGUUCUGCAGGGUGGAAACGCUGGUCAGUGGCUGGACUUGGCUGCAUGUUUCGGCUAAUGAACGACGAAAACCAGCUGGCCCUACCGAGCGGGAAAUUGUGCAAGACUUGAAGAAGGAAGAGCUUGAGGAGGUCAGGGCUGGCCGAAUUCCUGUCUUAGAAGGCAAGAUGACGGUUGUGGCUUUCAUCAAAGCGGGCCUUCAAUUGCAAAACUUGCAGAGGCGAAUCCGUGCGGCUCUGAAAAACAAGUCCUUGACAGCUGACCGUGCAAGUCAGAUUCAAGAGCUGCGACUAUCUCUCGUCAAACAAACACAGGCUUUCCAAAAGCUGCAAUUAACUUACAUGCCUGGGGUCGAGGGCUUGCGUCAAGCGGACGAUACAAAACGCAACCCAGAUCAACCGACUCCGCCACCAGAAGACACGAAGCUUUACCUGCCGUCAGACCUCACACAUACUGAGCGUUUGCAGGCAUGCGUCCAACGCGUUGUUGACACCGAGGUCAACCUUCGCCGUGGUCAAUGUACCGAUGCUUUGGUUGCCCUGCGGGCAAAACUCUUCGCCCAGACGCAUAUGAUCUGGUUUCGCGAUCGCAAUCUUGUGGGUCAAAAGGCGCGGACUCGGUCAGUAACACUUAUGGGGCAAGCGAUCGUGAAGCUAAAAGGGCCCGCCUUUGCCCCGGAGUUUCAGAAGCUGGAAGAUGCAGAUGUGAACUGCCGAGUUGUGGAAGAGAACGACAUUGAAGCAGCCCAACGGCUUAGAGGUGCCGAUGGUUCCAGAGGUGCUCGAAGCGAACCUAGUACCAAGCGCCUUCGCGGAAAAGUGUCUUGGAUUUGGCAGGCCGAAAUCGGAAGCGAAGCCGAAGAAAUGCAUGAUGCUGUUCGUGUGGAGUGGUCAAAAGCCAGGGCUCGUCGCGCGCGUUGGAACGAAGAAGUCGAACUCAUCCGUGAAGAAAUGAAACGUGUUUUGCGUUCAUUGCGGUUUGCGCAGAGAACGAAGGUGGCGAAUGGUCUUGUGGCGUAUGCUCUUCGCCAGGUGGAGCUACACAAACGAAUAGCUGAAGGGUUCUACACCGAGUGGCGGAAAUCAGUUUCGGAUGCGGUGAAAGAGGUUAUGGCUCAAGAUGGGGCUCUGUAUCGACAUUUGCUGGAUGGAGACUCAGAGAAUAUCGGUGAAAACCGGGUUCUCUUUGAGUUUCGCUUUCAAAUGGCGCAAGUCGUCGACGCAGCCGAGAAGGCGGAGGACAAAGCCCACGCUUGGCGGGUUGCAUGGCGCUGGAUUAAGGUCUUCUUCGUGGAGCAUACACCGAAGAUGCUUGACCCCGUGGCUUCGAACUCCUUGGUCAACGCCACCAGGGAAGCCGAACGCCAAAAACAAACGGAAUAUGUUAUGGCAUGGGAGAUGUUGCUACUAAUAAACGCAGACGACGAUUGUGUCACCACACCAGACGCUAAAGCUAUAUGGCUGAACAUCUGCGAAUGGCAGGAGUGUCUGAUAAAGGAGGGGCACUAUCUCCAACUGCAAUCGAAACAUUUUUCCAGUGAACUACCCGGGCCGAGCGCUGCCAAUACUAACAACUCCGAACCUCUCGUUGGCUUGCGCUACGCGGAGGCUGACGAAAUACAGGUAAUAACCAGGAAUGCUGUGCUUUCCUUGACGAAGAUCUCUGCUGUGCUUACCUGGGCUCUUGAACACGCCUUUGGCCCGCUGUGUCGCUACCUCAUCGAGGACAUGUUGCUUGUGCAAAGGUUGUCGCAUUCGACCACCUGGAAUCUAACACCCAACCGUCGGGCUGACGUAUUCUAUCUCGCAUUGAGGUCUCUGGAAGCGCUCGGUGCUUUCGACAAGAAGAACUUCGAAAAUGCAAAUUUCGUCAAUCGCAUCGGAGCUCGACAAACGGCGCAGAUUCUGAUGCUCUCUCUGGAUAUAACGAUAAAAGUCUGUGGCCUGAAGGACUCGCCCUUCCAUUGGGCAUUACCAGUCAUGUCAGUGGAUUCCCUCAACUUCCUCUACCGAUUCUACAAGAGUGAGGAACUGAACGCCGCCUUGCACGUCGAGCUGAGGCGGAAGGGAGUAUAUGGGAUGCUGAUCGACUUAUUGGCCACUCUCUUGACGAUCGACGAUUUCACGGAACUGACGGGAAACGCUGACUGGGGCGAUGGAUAG
This is a messenger RNA of Mycena indigotica, 3936 nucleotides long. Its product is annotated as CxC2 domain-containing protein. Bases 1 to 3936 code for a protein of 1311 amino acids. Lineage: Eukaryota; Fungi; Basidiomycota; Agaricomycetes; Agaricales; Mycenaceae. The transcript is spliced from 13 exons. The record is from RefSeq and is a predicted model, not a curated record.